Messenger RNA from Polyodon spathula (Mississippi paddlefish), 1712 nucleotides. RefSeq names its product small nuclear RNA activating complex, polypeptide 3 (gene snapc3). The coding region runs from base 92 to 1270 and encodes 392 amino acids. NCBI's taxonomy places the organism in Eukaryota, Metazoa, Chordata, Actinopteri, Acipenseriformes, Polyodontidae. Gene Ontology annotation, biological process: snRNA transcription by RNA polymerase III; snRNA transcription by RNA polymerase II. Gene Ontology annotation, molecular function: RNA polymerase II cis-regulatory region sequence-specific DNA binding; core promoter sequence-specific DNA binding; RNA polymerase III type 3 promoter sequence-specific DNA binding. The transcript has 9 exons. Gene Ontology annotation, cellular component: snRNA-activating protein complex. The record is from RefSeq and is a predicted model, not a curated record.
AUAAGCGACCUGGGAGCUGAAAACUACAACUCCCAGGAUUCCGUUACAUUAAUGUAUCCGGCCUCUGUGCUGUCACUUUACAAUAACAGACAUGGCGGCGUGCAGCAGUGCAGAAGCAAAAUAUGAAACUGACAGAAACAUACCGACAUACGAAGUUAGAGAUAUAAACAGUAAUGUUAUUCACGUCGGCUCAAUUGCAGGAUUAUGGAGAGAAAGGCUGGACAGGAAAUAUUUUUCUUUUCACGACAGAGAGAUCGACAAAUCUACAGAAGAGGAUGCUGCGUUUGGAGAAGAGAUGGGCAUUUCUGCAGAAACAACGGAUGAAAUCAAAAUGAUUUGCAGCCUGGACACACUGAAGUGCAAUUCAGAAGAAGAGACUCCUGAUCUGGAGUUGAUACCAGAUGAUACAAGUCUGGCUUCUUUAAAAAAGAGGAAAAAGAGACUGGAUUAUCGGGAAGAAACUCUUAUUAUAGAUCGGAUCUGCAGGAAUGAAACCUACGCCAAUGAGGUGCAUUGUCUAGGAUUAGACAAGACACCUGCGGACCCAGAGGAUCAGGUGGAGGAGGGGGAGAUCAUCCUAACUAUGAACAUCCUGUAUCCGAUCAUAUCACACCAGUACAAGGAGAGCAAACCCCUUCAGACGAUACAGGUUCUGGGCAGUCAGAAACUGACACAGCUAAGGGAUGCUCUCUGCUGUGUGAGCGACCUUCAGAUUAGUGGAGAGUUCAGCAACACCCCCGACUUAGCUGUGGAGCAUGUCAGCAAGGAUCACUUUAAGUCGGCUUAUUUUUACUUUGAGGGCGUGAUCUACAAUGAUAUGAGAUACCCUGAGUGCAAAGACCUUAGCAAGACCAUCUUGGAGUGGGUAGAAUCCCGUGAGAGAGGCUAUGACCGCUUCCAGACAGCUAAAAUGGAAGACACAACAUUCAAUGAUUUGCGUAUAAAAAUUGGGUAUCCUUACCUGUACUGUCAUCAAGGAGACUGCGAACAUGUUGUGAUUAUAACAGACAUCAGAAUUAUACAUCAGGAUGAUUGCCUUGAUAAAACAGCCUACCCACUUUUGAGGAAAAAGCAUUGGAUUUUGAGCCGGAAAUGUGCAGUAUGCAAAAUGUACAUCGCAAGGUGGGUGACCAAUGACGACUGCUUCGCUCCAGCAGAUCCCUGCUAUUUCUGCGACUUGUGCUUCAGAAUGCUGCACUACGACAGUGAUGGCAAUAAACUAGGAGAGUUCCUUGCAUAUCCUUAUGUGGAUCCGGGAAUAUUCAACUAAUGCAUCUGCUGACUUCAGAAUGUUACCGAAAGACUAAUCCAGCCAUAUCCCAGAUCCACUGUGGGGAAACAUAUAAGGCAGCGUUCCCACUAAACUCAUUUACCUGUAUUUUUAAGCAGUGCUAGAAUAAAGAGAUGUACCAGAUACUGUGAAGAGCUUAAGUCCUGUGUUAUACUGAAAGACUGGUGAUGUGCAACAAGUCAUUUUCCAAAGCUUUACACACAUUACUUUGUUGUGAUGGGGAAAUAGUUAAAUAAGUCUUAUGACAACAUUGUACCUAAACUUUAAUAUAAAUCUGUUGUGGGUUUGUUCUGUAACAGAGCACUUUUGUAGACUUAAUGCUUCAGCAAUGAGUAAUCCUGACACAAAAGAACUAGCCAAAAUGGCUUAGUGUUCAGUCAGCCAAGGACUGUGCUGAUGCACUGUAACCCCCCCCCCCCCC